Phialemonium atrogriseum is the source of this 1398-nucleotide messenger RNA. RefSeq names its product S-adenosyl-L-methionine-dependent methyltransferase. Gene Ontology annotation, molecular function: methyltransferase activity. NCBI's taxonomy places the organism in Eukaryota, Fungi, Ascomycota, Sordariomycetes, Cephalothecales, Cephalothecaceae. The record is from RefSeq and is a predicted model, not a curated record. The transcript has 9 exons. Bases 135 to 1331 code for a protein of 398 amino acids.
CGUGAAGUGUCACCGAAGAAAUCGAGAGGCAGCUUCGGGCACCAAUCCCGCUUCGAUAGGAAGAAUAGAAGCGAAAACAAAUCACUUGCCCAUAGCAACACUGAAUAUCAAACUCUGGCCUCAUCUUUGUCACCAUGACUGGGAACAAGGCUAUUGGGAACAGCCCCGCAGCGGGAAAGGAUGACACAUUCACCUCUCCAACUUCCCCUGUAGCGCCGUCUUCCCCCCCAGCGCCCGCUGCAGCAGCGUCUCCCAAAGCAGCGUCUCCUGGGGCAGCGCCUUCCGCACCAGCCACCGAGCCGGCCGCGACUGAGCCGUCGUCCGGGUUGCUAUCCGCCCAACACUGGGCUCACGCUGCGGACCUCCCGGUGGAUGAGGGAGACACGGGUGAGGAUGGGGACUCUGCCCUUGGCGACGACCAAGCCAGCUCUACGGCAUCCAUCACCUCCAGCAUUCUGAAGUACAGGACGAUCAAUGGGAGAACUUACCAUUCGGAGAGCGGGAACUCCCAGCAUUGGACCCCCAACGACGAUGUGCACCUCGAGUCCAUGGACAUCAAUCACCACCUUCUUCUUCUUUCGCUCAAAGAAAAGCUGUUCCUUGCACCGCUGGACAAGGACAUCGAGAGAGUCGUCGAUAUUGGUACCGGUACAGGCAUUUGGGCCAUCGAUUUCGGGGAUGAAUUUCCCAGCGCCGAGGUCAUCGGCACCGACAUUUCCCCAAUCCAGCCUAGUUGGGUUCCGCCAAACGUGAAGUUCGAAAUCGAGGACUGCACACAGCCGUGGACGCUCCCCUCAGACCACUUCGACUACGUCCAUAUGCGUCAACUCUUUGGCAGCAUUGACAAUUGGGACGCCCUGUUUGCAGAAGCAUACCGCGCCUGUAAGCCUGGAGGCUGGAUUGAGAGCUACGAGGCCUCGCCUAGGAUGGAGAGCGACCACGUGCCGGAGACGGAGAACCUCGCCAUACAUGAAUGGGGCAAGUUUUUUAUCGAGGGCGGGAAAAAGCUUGACCGGACAUUCUCGAUCAUCGAUGACAACCUACAGGUGAAGGGGAUCGAGAAGGCAGGCUUUACCAAGAUUAACACUUGGGACUUCAAGGCGCCGAUCGGAAGCUGGCCCAAGGACGCAAGGCUAAGGGAGAUUGGCCGGUACGCGCAAGCAGCGCUCGAACAAGAUUAUGAAGGCUACGUGCUCGCCAUGGCAAGCCUGCAGGGUUGGACCAAGGAGGAGGUCUAUGUGUACUGCGCGCACCUCAGGCGCGAGAUCCGUUCUGGGAAGUACUGCCCCUUUUACCGACAGAGGGUCGUCUGGGCCCAGAAACCCGAGUAGUUGUGGAACCGCUGCUGGGGAAAUGGCUGCGAGAUAGGGGACAGGCAUAUUCGCAGAUUCCAAGCCC